Messenger RNA from Sardina pilchardus (European sardine), 595 nucleotides. It is a transcript of the gene tomm6, whose product is annotated as translocase of outer mitochondrial membrane 6 homolog (yeast). The transcript is spliced from 3 exons. The record is from RefSeq and is a predicted model, not a curated record. Lineage: Eukaryota; Metazoa; Chordata; Actinopteri; Clupeiformes; Clupeidae. Gene Ontology annotation, cellular component: mitochondrial outer membrane translocase complex. The coding region runs from base 142 to 339 and encodes 65 amino acids.
CCUAAUGGAUUAGCUUCCGGGUCGUAAUACACUGCGGAGGUCAAGGUGUCCAUGCGUGUUAUAUAUUCUUUAACGUCUAUGGUUAUAUUUUAGACGAUACCAGUCAAAGCUGAUUGUUUUAACAAAUAUAACUUAUUGAAUAUGAGUGGACCGAUAAAGAAAGCCGGAUCGGGAUCAUCUGGAAUCUCGGACUGGAUCGGCAAAGCCUGUCGUUUUGCCACAGACAGAAAUGAUUUCAGAAGGAAUCUCCUCGUCAACCUGGGUCUGUUUGCAGCAGGCGUUUGGGUAGCGAGAAACCUGUCAGAUUUUGACCUCAUGGCCCCUCAACCAGUAACAUAGGUGGACAGAACUGUAUGGAAAUCAUAAUACAACAUUAUUUUAACAGAUGCUGACCAAAUUAACCAUCUUAAGAGGAAAUGGCCUUCUACACAGUGACCAAUGGCUGGAAGGGGUUGUCUCCUGAGAUAUUGUGUGGAAUUAAGGAUUUUCUUGUCGUUAUGAAAGUGUUCUGUUUGUGCUGCUUUCUUUGUUUUGCUUUGAGAGGUAACAUGCUGUGAUAUUUAAUAAUGGAUAAAAGUUCCCUAGAGUAAAUGCA